Myzus persicae (green peach aphid) is the source of this 1188-nucleotide messenger RNA. RefSeq lists its product as uncharacterized. Lineage: Eukaryota; Metazoa; Arthropoda; Insecta; Hemiptera; Aphididae. The coding region runs from base 1 to 1008 and encodes 335 amino acids. The transcript is spliced from 3 exons. The record is from RefSeq and is a predicted model, not a curated record.
AUGGUAAUCCAUAAUGAACUGUAUUUGCUGUCUUCGGAAACUCAAAGCUUACGAAUGUCAAAUGGGAAAAAAAAGUCCAAUUAUAAAUUUACCACAUAUCCCAUACGAUCAAAAACAAGUCAACGAAAAAUUGACAAUAACAUCCAGGAAAAGCUAUUUCAAGCCAAAAUUCACACUUAUAAAGCUAAACAAAAAGUAUUACUAGACAAUAUCAAAGAAGUGAUCAAAGUGCACAAAAAAUGUAUAAAAAUGUCUAAACAAAGUACUCAGCCAAAAAAUAGAUACUUUGAAGAUAUUGAGCUAGUGGUGGCUCGGAUCGUGGAUGAGGCGUUCGGGGUGCGAGUGCAGACACACGACAAAAACGAUGAGGAAACGAUCGUAGGGCGGGGGGCGAAAGAGUCGGAAGUUCCGAUGCUCGGAGUGAAUGACAUCCGGGUGUGGGACAGGCGGUCGCCAGACGACGAGGUACUGAAUUCAAUUGCCGGGAAGUUGUUGAUCAUGUACGGGCGGCUUCGGGCGGAGACGCAUCGACUGAAAGCGGACAAGGAACGGCUGCGCUGGUUGAUCGCACAGUCGGUGUCCAGCGCGGACAGUCCGGUUGACGAACUGUCCCGGAUGUUGGACGGUGACCUGCAGGCCACGGGUGUACCUACUGUCUUGCAGAAACGCGACUUGGUCGAGAUCAUUACUCGUGUCCGGGACGCUUUGUCGGCGAACCGUGAGCACAGGACGUCUGUGACCGGAAACUCGUGUUGCGGUCGGCGUCUGCACAGCGUGAUGGCGACGCAUGAGUUGCGCGAACUCCGGGCACGGUUGACGGCGGUCAAGGACAGGUUGAGGGCGGCUGAAAAGGACAAACGUGAUCUGUUAGAUAUCGUGGAGAGGAGCCGAUCCGAUCCGACCACGGUUGAAUCACUCCAGGCCGUACUCAGCAAAGAGAGAGAGAAGAAUGUUCACUUGCAAUCGGUCGUCGAUGACAUGUUUAUCGCCGCCAACAGAGGUGCUUGAAACAGCAUCAACCGUAGUCCUCUGCUUAUUCAUAAAAUCAUAUUCUGAACAUCGUAGAACCUCGUGUCUUGCAGCCUGGAUGUAGUAAAAGUUAAACCUAGACAGUGAAUACUCAUGUUUUCGUUUCACGGAUAUCUGUUGGUAUGAUCACCUACCUUCUAAAACAUCCAAACUCCUACC